UUUUGCAAAGUUACUUACAGAAGGGUAAAUCUUAUCGCUCAGGUGCAGCCAGGAGUUCUGUAUUUUUAAGUCACAGCGGCCACCAUCAUCAUGUCUGUCAUUGGAGUUACAGGGACAAAGGAGAAUCAAAAGGAAGCAGGCGGCAGAGGGAAUGAAGCAUUUGUUGAUGAUGAAGAUAUUCUAGUCAGCGCUUCAACUGAGCAGACUGAUACUUCAGUGAUUUCCAAACAAAGGCACAAGCGCAAGGAUACCAAUACGUCCUACCAGGCAGCGGAUCAGUCAUCAGAAGUGACAGAUGUCAAGGUGACAGUGAUUGAUGAAUCAGAUAAAUCGCCUGAUAAGGAGGUAGAUGACACUACACACCAAGGGGACACUUCUCAGAGGAGUGACGACCAAAGCAACGUUACAAGUAAAACCGAAAAGACCACAGAUCACCACGAUGCCGGUGAGGAAGGAGACCAACAGUCGCACAACACCGACACAAGCUGUGGGCCAACUGCAGACAACCGCGACCCAGAAAAUGGCCAGAAAAGUUCAGAAACCCCCGGCCUCGAGAAGCGUUUUGCCACUCACAUCAUCGCCGUUAUCUGUCUCCUACUUUGCAUCAGUGCCUGCAUAGUCGAUAUUGUCAAAAUAUUUCUCUCAGUCUCAUGCCUCUGGGGUCUCUCACCCGAUGUGGGUGAUAGAAACUUCACAGUUCAUGCAAAAAGGAACAAAAAUGUCACUUGUGACCCGUACGAAUCCCAGGAAAACAUACCAUACAAUCUAAUUGACCUCCUACUUUCGUUACAACCGAUCGUUGUAAUAGUUCUCUGGAAGUACGGAGACAUUGCUGCGAGAAUAGACAAAUACGAGAAAAAGAGGUUGAACAAAAAAGCCAAAAAAGAGCAGUACUACCGCCGGCGUCGCACCGGUUAUUUCGUUAUGAUUACUAUAUCCCUGUUUUUCCUUCUUCACUGUAUAGAGUGUGCAACCUGCUCAUUUUCAAGUUCAACCAUUUUCUUUGGCACAUUGGUGCGGGCUAUACCUAAAAAGUUUUGCCCGUGGCUAAGCCUUCUGUUCCAUCUCGUAUUCCCAGCAUACUGCCUGUACUGCUGGUACGCCACCAAAAUGGCGUGUGUGCUCCGUCGUCGAGCGGACUACAUCCAAAAAUUCAUUGGCGAGAGAUCUUCCACCAUUUUCGAUAAACACGUGCGGCAUCCUGAUGUCAUUCUGAGCGAGCUUAACGACAACAUUUUCCAUGACGAUUGGCACAGCGAGGUUUGGGAGAACAUUUCGUUCCUCAUGAACAUCAUGAUGUUUUUCAGUGCGACGUUGGUACUGCUAUACACCCACGUUUACGUAUCCGAAGUCCGCCUUACGCUAGGAGAGUGGGCAACUCACUUCAUGCGGCUUGUUGCAAUAGCUACCCUCUCCGUUACACCGUACAUACAUGUCGCGUUUGCCUGCGUUCGUGUAACCGAAGCGUACAGCUACAUCACGGAGAGCAUGAGUAGCGCAUUCCAAGAGUCAUACAGUCCUCAUUCGGUCCAAGAAUCGCACGAAAAUUCCUUAGACAUUUCGCAGGAACCUGAUAUUGAGAUUCACAGUCCAAGAACUCGGAAGAAGAGUGGAGACGGGCAAAAGAUGCUCGAACGACUGGAGUAUCUGAUCCAAUGGCAAUUCCUACAGAGUAAGGUGUAUAAAAAGUGUAAAGACGGGUUGACAUCUGGAAUAUUGGGUACGUCAUACACUACCCGCAGCGGUGUCCACUUGGCUGCGCUGGGCGUCAUCUUUGCUAUGACAUGGGAAGUUCUGGACCGUUUCAAUGACUUUGACGUGGAGAGAGCAAUGGCGCUCGGGAACACGAGACAAGAAGCUUUCAUAGUGACUCUCUUUGGUGUUCUUGCCUUUCUGCUUUGGAUCUCAGUUUUGAGUAUCCUUUUGUGCUACCGUUUGAAGCCCAAGAUGUGUGAUUGCACGAAGUGUACAUGUCUUGCACCACAUGCAGUAUACAGAAGACUAGGCCUGUGCAUACUGCUUACAAUUCUUUACUUCGUUAUCAUGUACGUGUCUUUCUAUUUGGUUGUUUAUCAGGAUAAUUACUGUUCCAGUUCGUCCAACCCUCUGUUUACAUGACAAAACAAGAACUAACACAAGAUGUACAUCUUAAGCAAUA
Messenger RNA from Branchiostoma belcheri (Belcher's lancelet), 2158 nucleotides. RefSeq lists its product as uncharacterized. The record is from RefSeq and is a predicted model, not a curated record. The coding region runs from base 91 to 2118 and encodes 675 amino acids. NCBI's taxonomy places the organism in Eukaryota, Metazoa, Chordata, Leptocardii, Amphioxiformes, Branchiostomatidae. The transcript has 5 exons.